This is a messenger RNA of Pyricularia pennisetigena, 534 nucleotides long. RefSeq lists its product as uncharacterized. Lineage: Eukaryota; Fungi; Ascomycota; Sordariomycetes; Magnaporthales; Pyriculariaceae. The transcript is spliced from 3 exons. The record is from RefSeq and is a predicted model, not a curated record. Bases 1 to 534 code for a protein of 177 amino acids.
AUGCGCUUCUCUUCAGUCACUUUCGGCCUCGCAGCUACCAUUGCUGUUGCUUCACCAGUAACAAUGGACCCUUACAAAGCCGGGGAUAACGUUGAUCCCGCCUUUGCCAAGUUUGUUGAAGAGUGGUACCGCAUCUCGGAGGACAAGGCCGCCACCACUACAUUUAGCGACUUCUUCGCGCCGGGUGGUCAGCUUAUCGUGGCCGGCUCAGUGUUCGACACGCCGGAAAAGAUUGUCGCCGUCAAACAGAACCUCCUGCCGCCCAAUGGCAACAAGGCGUGGUGGCAUCUGAUCCAGGGAUCGACGCUGGUGGCUGAUGACACCAAGACGCAGACUGUCAGCGCCAAGAUUAUCAUCCAGACUAUCUAUACCCCGGGCAACUGCUCGCAGGCGCAUGGAAACGCGGCAUUUACCGUCGCCAAGGAUGCGUCUGGAAAGCCGAACUGGGUACCGCACACGGGAGGACUGAAGGUCUAUAAUCUGGCUGUCAACACCGUCCAAUCUCCGACAGACGAGCCUUGCUCAAAGGCAUAA